AUGGACGGACCGCAGAAGAAACGGGAAAAGCUCUCUAAGCUUCAAGGCGACUCAACUGAACAUAAUGGAAUAAUCACCAGGUCUUACCGCUCGCUAAGUCCUCGGACUCGUCUUGUCUUUGGCCUAAGCCUCAUGGGUUACGCAGCCUUUGGGAUGUGGGCAUCACCGCAACUCGAGAAAUCGUUAGGAAUGACCCCGUCGAAAGAAGAGCAGGAAGAGCUAGACCGGAAACUCGCCAUCAAUGUCUCGACUGUGGAUAAGUGA
Messenger RNA from Arthroderma uncinatum, 264 nucleotides. RefSeq lists its product as uncharacterized. Bases 1 to 264 code for a protein of 87 amino acids. The transcript has a single exon. The record is from RefSeq and is a predicted model, not a curated record. Lineage: Eukaryota; Fungi; Ascomycota; Eurotiomycetes; Onygenales; Arthrodermataceae.